Vidua chalybeata is the source of this 3089-nucleotide messenger RNA. Its product is annotated as cilia- and flagella-associated protein 45-like. Lineage: Eukaryota; Metazoa; Chordata; Aves; Passeriformes; Viduidae. Bases 1 to 2250 code for a protein of 749 amino acids. The transcript has 14 exons. The record is from RefSeq and is a predicted model, not a curated record.
AUGGCGACACGCGACAGCCGCCCCUGCCCGGGAUCCGCCUCCCGCUAUCCUGGGGACACCACGGGGUCCCGUGUCCCCAAAUCCCCCCGGUCCCGUGUCCCCCAAAACCCUCCUGGGGACACCCCGGGGUCCCGUGUCCCCAAAUCCCCCGGGUCCUGUGUCCCCCAAAACCCUCCUGGGGACACCCCGGGGUCCCGUGUCCCCAAAUCCCCCGGGUCCCGUGUCCCCCAAAACCCUCCCGGUGCCACCUCUGUCCCCCCAGAGCCCCCCGGUCCCUCCCGUCCCCCCCGGGCUCGGCGGAGGCUCCGCAGCAGCUCCGGGGCUCGGAGCCCGCCCGGGGAGCGCCGGCUCUCGUGCCCCUCCAGCCCCAUCGUGCUGCUCCGCGAUGUCGCUGCCGCCCCCCGAGCGCUGCCCUCGCUCCGGGACAAACCCAAAACCAUCCGGGUCAUCACCAGGGACCUGAUCCGGGAGCUCAUAAUUCCCAGGGAUCGGCCCCCGGCCUCGCUCAUCGUCGGCACCGAGGAAUUCCAGCGGAUCCAGGAGGAGGCUCGGGCUCCGCGCCGGGAGCUCGCGGAUCGGCUGCAGAUCCUCAAAUCCCGCCAGGACGCGGCUUUCGAGCAGCUGCGGCGGGCGCGGAGCGCGGAGCUGGGCAGGGCUGAGCAGUGGGACCGUGACAGGGACAGGGACAAGGACAAGGACAAGGACAAGGACAAGGACAAGGAGGAAGAGGGGGAGAGGGCGAAGAAGAUUUCAGGCCCCUCCAGCGCCAUCGUGCAGCUCCGGGCCGUGAGGAGCGCCCCGGGCACGGUGCCCUCGCCCCGGGACAAACCCAAAACCAUCCGGGUCUUCACCAAGGAUGUGAUCAGGGAGCUCGUAAUUCCCAGGGAUCGGCCCCCGGCCUCGCUCAUCGUUGGCACCGAGGAAUUCCAGCGGAUCCAGGAGGAGGCUCGGGCUCCACGCCGGGAGCUCGCGGAUCGGCUGCAGAUCCUCAAAUCCCGCCAGGACGCGGCUUUCGAGGAGCGCAGCCAGGCCCGCAGAGCGGAGCAGCAGCAGGAGGAGCUGCGGGAGGCGCGGGCCCGCUCGGAGCUGGAGCGGGAGCGGGAGCGGGAGCGGCGGGAGCUGCUGGAGCGCGCGGCCAGGAUGAGGCUGGAGCAGGAGGCUGAGAUGCGGCACCUGAACUCGCUCCUGCUGGGUGCCCGCUGCAGCUCCAUCCUGGACCGGCAGCUGGCGGAGCAGCGGCAGACGCAGGGGGAGCUGCGGGCGGAGGAGCAGCGCCUGCAGCGGCUCAUGGACAGCGAGCGGGAGAAGGGGCUGCAGCUGCAGGAGGAGCUGGAGCGCCGCAGGAAGCAGGAGCUCAUCAGCACCAAGCGGGAGCUGCUCCAGCAGAUGGAGCAGCACCAGGAGCAGCUGGCGCUGAGGGCCGAGCAGAAAUUCCAGGAGGGCCAGAGGUUCCUGGAGCACCUGGAGCAGAUGAGGAGGGAGGAUCGCGAGGCCUGGCAGCAGCAGCAGCAGCGCAAGCGGCAGUUCCUGGCCGAGAUGAAGGCGGCGGACGCGGAGAACCAGCGGCUGCGACAGCGCGACAGGGAGCGCGACAGGCGCGCCGAGCUGCGGGCCCUGGAGGAGCAGCGCCAGAAGGCGGAGCGGGACGCGGCGCUGGAGGCGGAGCGGGCGCGGCUGCGGCGGGAGUGGCAGCGGGAGCUGGACCGGGUCAAGUCCAUGCAGGAGCACGAGCAGGGCUGGCAGGAGGCGCAGGAGGCUCUGCGCUCCAGGCGCAGCCAGGAGGCGGCGGAGCGGGCCUGGCGGCAGCGGGAGCUGCAGCGGGAGCGGCGCCGCGCGGAGCUGCUGCAGGAGCUGCAGCGCGGCCGCCGCGAGCAGGCGACAAAGCGGCGACAGCAGCUGGCGCUGGCACUGCAGCAGGAGCGCCGCGACUUCCUCACCCUGCUCAGUGCCCAGGAGCAGCAGCUGGCACAGGAGCAGCAGCAGCAGCUGGCACGGCAGCGGGCACAGCGCGCCCACGCGGAGGCGCUGCGGGAGCAGAUCCGGGAGUCGCGACAGCGGCGACAGCGCGACAGAGCCGCGGCCGUGGAGGAGGGACAACGGGAGCUGGCACGGGCGCGGGAGCGGGCAGAGCGCCUGGCACGCGUGGGACAGCAGAAACUGCAGCGCCUCAGGGACAGCGGCGUGCCCGACAGGUAUUGUGCCCUGGUGGAGAAGAAGGCCUGGGGCACGGCCAGCGCUGCCAGCUCCUGAUGCCACCCUGGUGCCACCUCCUGAUGCCACCCUGGUGCCACCCUGGUGCCACCCUGCCACCUCCUGAUGCCACUUUGGUGCCACCCUAUCACCUCCUGGUGCCACUCUGCCACCUGCUGAUGCCACCCUGGUGCCAUCUCCUAAUGCCAGCUGCCAUUCCCCAGGGACCUGGGGGACAUUUCUCCUUUUUUCCAUGGUUUGAGCCCAUUUUUUACCUCUUUUUACCCAUUUUUAUAUAUUUUAACCCAUUUGAAUCCAUUUUACCCCCAUUUCCCCAAUUUUAAUCCCUAUUUUUCCCCAAUUUUAAUCGCUAUUUUUCCCCAAUUUUAAUCCCUAUUUUUACCCAUUUUUAAUCCCUAUUUUUUACCAACUUUAAACCCUAUUUCUACCCACUUUCAUCUAUUUUUAACCCAUUUUUACCCCAAUUUUAACCCUUUUUUGCACCUGUUUGUAACCCUUUUACACCCAUUUAUCCCAAUUUUUAGCCCAUUUUUAUGUGUAUUUUUAACCCAUUUUAAAUCCACUUUUAUCCCUAUUUUACUCCAUUUGAUCCCUAUUUUAACCCAUUUUAUCCCAAUUUUCCCUUUCUUAUCCCUAUUUUAACCCAUAUUUUAUCUAUUUUUACCCAUUUUUCUCCCUCUUUUUAACCCACUUUUAACCCAUUUUAUCCCUGUUUUUAACUCCUUUUAAUCCCAAUUUUUAUCCCUACAUUUCCCCCAUUUAUCCCGAUUUUUAACCCUUUAUAACCCCUAAUUCAACCCAUUUUUAUCCCUAUUUUAACCCAUUAAAUCCCAAUUUUUACCCCCAAUUUUCAACCCUUUAAACCCCAUUUAAUCUCU